Molecule: messenger RNA, 1139 nt
Organism: Globicephala melas (long-finned pilot whale)
Lineage: Eukaryota; Metazoa; Chordata; Mammalia; Artiodactyla; Delphinidae
Gene: ATP5MC2
Product: ATP synthase membrane subunit c locus 2
Biological process (GO): proton motive force-driven ATP synthesis; proton transmembrane transport
Molecular function (GO): proton transmembrane transporter activity
Source: RefSeq, a predicted model, not a curated record
CUUCUCUCUCUCUCUCUCUCUCUCUCUCUUUUAAUUAAUUUAUUUAUUUUUGGCUGCAUUGGGUCCUCGCGGGGCGUGCAGGCUUUGUCUAGUUGUGGCAAGCGGGUGCUACACUUUGUUGUGGUGCGCGGGCUUCUCAUUGCAGUGGCUUUUCUGUUGCGGAGCACGGGCUCUAGGUGCACGGGCUUCAGUAAUUGUGGCACACGGUCUCAGUAGUUGUGGCUCGCGGGCUCUAGAGCACAGGCUCAGUAGGGCUUAGUUGCUUAGUGCACGGGCUUAGUUGCUCAGCGGCAUGUGGGAUCUUCCCGGACCAGGGCUUGAACCUAUGUCCCCUGCGUUGGCAGGAGAAUUCUUAACCACUGUGCCACCAGGGAAGUCUGGGAUAACAGGUCUUAAAGCUGGGACCAAGGGGCUUCUUAUUCAGACCAGGAGAAGUCACUUGAUUAUAAGGAAAUCUUAGAAGCUGUGUGGAGGAAAUCCUGACUUCAGGGUUCUAAUUCCAUCUCUGCUGAGACUUGAGCUCUCCUGCCACGGCCCUUCAGCACCUGAAAAUGUACGCUUGCGCCAAGUUCAUCUCCACCUCCUCCUUGAUCAGGAGAACCUCUCCACUAUUGAACCGAUCACUGUCUGCAGUGGUGCUGAAGCGACCAGAGACACUGACAGAUGAGAGCCACAGCAGCUUGGCAGCCCCACGUCCCUUGACCACCUCACUUAUUCCUAGCCGCAGUUUCCAAACCAGUGUCAUUUCAAGGGACAUUGACACAGCCGCCAAGUUCAUUGGAGCUGGGGCUGCCACAGUAGGGGUGGCUGGCUCUGGGGCAGGAAUUGGGACUGUGUUUGGGAGCCUCAUCAUUGGUUAUGCCAGGAACCCUUCUCUGAAGCAACAGCUAUUCUCCUACGCCAUUCUGGGCUUUGCCCUCUCGGAAGCCAUGGGACUCUUUUGCCUGAUGGUGGCCUUUCUCAUCCUCUUCGCCAUGUGAAGGAGCCGUUUCCACCUCCCAUAGUUCUUUCUCCCGUGUCUUGUCUGCCCUGUAUGUUCCUUUUCCUGUACCUCCCCAGGCAGCCUGGGGAAAGGGGUCAGCUCAGGGUUUGACAGAAGGAAGACAAAUAGAUACUGUAUUAAAAAGAUGUUUCUUGAG